Messenger RNA from Silurus meridionalis, 3555 nucleotides. RefSeq names its product SCY1-like, kinase-like 1 (gene scyl1). The coding region runs from base 124 to 2751 and encodes 875 amino acids. Gene Ontology annotation, molecular function: ATP binding; protein kinase activity. The transcript is spliced from 18 exons. NCBI's taxonomy places the organism in Eukaryota, Metazoa, Chordata, Actinopteri, Siluriformes, Siluridae. The record is from RefSeq and is a predicted model, not a curated record. Gene Ontology annotation, biological process: protein phosphorylation.
CGUGAUGAGCGGCUCCCUCUCGCGGUCAUGCUGGUUUCCUAGCCCGGGUGUCAGACUGCUUCCUGGCGCUGGCGCGUCUCCUCUCAGUGUUUCUUUCAUGCAAGUCGAACGAGCGGACCAAGGAUGUGGUCUUUCUUCGCGAGGGAUCCCGUCAAAGACUUCAACUAUGACAUUUUACCAGACAAUCAAGACAAAACAGGGAUCUGGACUCUUCAUCGUGGGAAACGCAAGACGACCGGAGAGGCAGUGUCUGUGUUUGUGUACGAAGUGGCCCAGGGCACAGAGGAGCAGACGCAGCUGGCCAAAGCGGCAUUCAAGCGCAUGAAGACGCUGCGGCAUCCCAACAUCCUAGCUUAUGUCGAUGGACUGGAGACGGAGAAAAGCUUGUACUUGGUCACAGAGCCGGUGACUCCACUUGCAGCACAUUUGAAAGCCCAGUCUGACAAGGGUGGGUCAGGAGAGCUGGAGAUUUCUUGGGGCCUUCAUCAGAUUGUGAAAGCACUGAGCUUUUUGGUGAAUGACUGCCAUCUCCUGCAUAACAACCUCGGGAUAUGGGCCGUGUUUGUGGACCGAGCCGGCGAAUGGAAGCUAGGAGGGUUGGACCAUGUGAUCUCAGACCAAGUCGAACCUUCCUCCUUACCCCCUGCCAAAGUAGUGAACCCAGACCUGGAGAAGUAUGACCCACCAGAAGGCUCAAAAAGUGCAGGAGAGAAAUGGUCAGGAGAUGUGUGGAGGUUGGGUUGCCUAAUUUGGGAGGUGUUUAAUGGACCUCUGCCUCGUGCUUCAUCUCUGAGAUCUCUCGGCAAGAUCCCAAAGCAGUUAGUGCCACAUUAUUGUGAGCUGGUAGGAGCAAACCCAAAGGCUCGACCGAACCCGGCCCGCUUUCUGCAGAGCUGCCGUGCUCCUGGAGGCUUUCUAUGCAACAGUUUUGUGGAGAGUAACCUGUUUCUGGAGCAGAUCCAGAUUAAGGAGCCGGCAGAGAAACAACAGUUUUUCCAGGACUUGAGUGACAAUCUUGAUUCUUUCCCUGAAGAUUUCUGCAAGCAUAAAGUCCUGCCUCAGCUCCUCACAGCCUUCGAGUUUGGCAACGCCGGCGCUGUCGUCUUAACACCACUUUUUAAGGUGGGAAAAUUUUUAUCUGCAGAAGAAUACCAACAGAAGAUCAUCCCCGUCAUCGUGAAGAUGUUUUCCUCUACUGAUCGUGCAAUGAGAAUACGGCUCCUGCAGCAGAUGGAGCAGUUUAUUCAGUAUUUAAAUGAAGCAGCAGUCAAUUCCCAGAUCUUUCCUCAUGUAGUUCACGGAUUCACAGACACAAAUCCAGCCAUCAGAGAGCAGACGGUCAAGUCCAUGCUGCUGUUGGCCCCCAAGCUGAACGAGACCAACUUGAACCAGGAGCUGUUGCGUCACUUCGCAAGGCUGCAGUCAAAAGAUGAUCAGGGUCCCAUUCGCUGUAACACCACCGUUUGCCUGGGCAAGAUCGCCCCCUAUCUGAAUGCUGGGAUGCGUCAGCGGGUGUUAACCUCAGCAUUCUCCCGUGCCACGAAAGACCCGUUUUCUGCGUCACGUGCAGCAGGUGUACUGGGCUUUGCUGCUACACACAACUAUUACAGUGUGAGCGAGUGUGCCCUGCGUGUCCUGCCCACUCUCUGCCCACUUACUGUGGACCCUGACAAGAACGUCCGAGAGCAGGCAUUUAAAGCCAUUAAGAGUUUUUUAAAUAAGUUGGAGACGGUUUCUGAAGACCCUUCCAAGUUAGCUGAAAUAGAAAAGGACGUGACCACAUCUGCACAAGCUAGUAGUUCAGCAGCAUCAUGGGCUGGAUGGGCGGUGACAGGGGUCUCCUCUCUUACAUCCAAGCUCAUACGCAAUGCUCCCGCGGGGACCGAAGGGGCAACAGCUGAAAACGCCUCCACAGCUCAACCUGCAGCUCCUACUGAUGCCACAAGUGCAGCAGGUUUAGAGACAAAAGCACAUACAACCACUGGUUCCUCCUCUACUUCUGCUACUAACCAAUCAGAGGGCUCGCAUCAUACAGAACAGAUAGAAGAGCCAGUCGGAGAUCGGUGGGAGGAUGAGGAUUGGGGAAGCCUGGAGGAUCCUGAGAAAGCGCUGACCGAUCCAGAUGAAUGGAACUCCGAUUGGUCUACUAUGUCCUCAACCCAGAAGAAGAGCAGUGGGGGACGAACUUCCUCUGUUGCCAUGAAAAAGCAGAGCUCUGAUUGGAGCAGCUCUGGCUGGGACGCAGAUGAUAGCUGGUCCAACGAGAAGGAUACAGACAACCAGGGUCAAAGCUCGCCGGCGGAUGAGGGAUGGGGCAAUGACUGGGACGAUGACGGGGCACUAGCAGAGAGCUUCACCCCAACACCACGGAACACUGCUUUAUCUGGUUCUUCAAACGUUAUCUCUAAAAGUGCUAGCGCUAGCGCUGAACAGGAAAACUUGCGACUGGCUAGUGAAUAUAACUGGGACAGUUCAGGUGCAAAAGGCACAACAUCUGACCUGUUCUCCGGUAUGUCUCAGAGGGCCGGCCCUGCCACUGCUGCUAUGAAGAUUGAUGAGAGCUGGAGUGCGAAUACCGGAGGUGACUGGGGAACAGAGAACUGGGAGUCUUUGGAAGGUGAUCAAGGUCUGAGUAAGGCUGAAUUGGCCAAGAAGAAGCGUGAGGAAAGAAGGAAAGAAUUGGAGGCCAAACGAGCAGAGAGAAAGGCAGCCAAAGGUCCCCUUAAACUCGGUGCGCGCAAAUUGGACUGAGAGAAAGAAUCGUCGUGGAAUCGAGGCGAGUCGUGUUUAAGAAUCACAGUGGACUUGCAGCGGAACAAAGACAUUCCUUAAUGCCUCAGUGAUGAAAUGAAACUUGGCAGAGCUGUCUCUUUAUUGUCUGUUGGAUAGGGUGGGUGAACGAGUGACAUCAUACUGUUCACUCAAAAACCGAGAGAUUCCUGAGUAAUGGACCAUACACCCUCAACGAAUGACUUUUACGUUCUCUUCUGAUCUUAGAAUAGACAAAAGGUUCUUUUCUACAGUAUCGGUACAUCACUUGUGCAUGGACACCCUCAUUGAUAUGGCACUGGGAUUUUUUUUUUAUAUUAAAAAAUAACUUAUGUUCUUCACUUUAGGUAAUGGAGUAUGUGUGUAUGUUAAAUAUACACUUCAUACCAUAUUCUCAUAUUCCCUUAAUGAACAGUAAUGAUCUAAGACUGAAAGGCUGCUUGUAUGUGUGUAGCAAUCACAAUCCCGUCCCACUCCCAGGUGGACUUAUGUAAUUCCAGUGCAUGUAUGAACAAUAUCUCGGACAGCUGCCGUGGGCCUACGACGAUGUCAGGAGGAGGAGAACGCUAUUUUAUUGUGCCUUUUUUGGGUUUCUUUUGGGCUUGGAUGCGUUACGAUAUUAAACAAUGUUUUCUUUUUCCCUCGGAUACGUUUUAUGUUCUGAUUCCAGUCUAAUUGUUAGUUUUACGAUCAGGUGCAAUAUCUACAGAAGGACAAAUCCUGUAUUAUUACAAGCGUAAAGAAAUGAUAAUAAAAAUCCUAAGGGAGCUUGUCUCUCCACAUGAA